AUGCGGCUCCCCGGCGGCGCACGCCUCGCGCUCCUCCUCGCCCGCCGCUCCCUCUCCUCCGCCGCCUCAUCCUCCUCCUCCGCCCGCCCCUCUCUCUACGCUUCGCGCGCGCACAGAGCGAGAUGGACCGCGACGCCCUCCUGGAGACCGCCGUUCUCCGCGACUAGUAGCACCCACGCCAGGUUCUUCCACGGGACCAAGCCCGUGACCGUGAGGGACUACUACGACGUGCUUGGCGUGAGCAAGGACGCCGGCCAGGGCGAGAUCAAGAAGGCCUAUUACGGGCUCGCAAAGAAGCUCCACCCAGAUACAAAUAAAGGCGAUGCUGACGCAGAAAAGAAGUUUCAAGAGGUUCAGCGAGCUUAUGAGACUUUGAAGGAUGAACAAAAAAGAACGCUCUAUGAUCAGGUUGGCCCUGAUCAGUAUGAGAAAGCUGCUGCUGGAGGAGGUGGACCUGGCGGAUUCGAUGAUGGCAGUAUUAGAAAUCCAUUCGAGGAUAUUUUCAACGGUGGUGGCGGCGGAGUGAAUGAUUUCUUUAGGAAUAUAUUCAGAGAUAGAGAAUCUGGUGCACAGGAUGUUAAGGUUAAGCUUGAGAUAUCAUUUAUGGAAGCAGUUGAAGGAUGCACCAAAACAAUCACCUUUAACACUUCCGUAACGUGUGAAACCUGCAAUGGAGCUGGUGUACCUUCUGGAACCAAACCAGAAACUUGUCUAGCUUGCAGGGGUUCUGGAUGUAUUAUCAUGCAAACUGGUCUGUUCCGGAUGCAGUCAACAUGCACACAGUGUGGUGGAUCUGGGAAGACUAUAAAGGAUUUCUGCAAGUCGUGCAAUGGAAAGAAAGUUGUGCCAGGAAGAAAAACAGUCACUCUCGAUAUAGUGCCUGGUACAGAUGAUGAGGAGACUUUCAAAGUGCUUAGAUCUGGUCAAGCAGAUCCAGAUGGUCUUCGUGCUGGUGACCUUUAUGUAACCGUUAAGGUACGUGGCGAUCCUGUAUUCCGAAGAGACAAAGGUGAUAUCCAUGUCGAUGCUGUAUUGAAUGUGACUCAGGCAAUUUUGGGAGGUACUGUUCAAGUGCCAACACUCGCUGGGGAUGUUGUUUUAAAGGUUAAGCCUGGAACUCAACCUGGUCAAAAGGUUGUUCUCAGAGGAAAAGGAAUCAAGACAAGAAACUCAUAUUCGUAUGGAGAUCAAUACGUCCAUUUCAGUGUCAAGAUCCCUGCGAAUCUGACACAGAGACAGCGAACACUUCUAGAGGAAUUCGCGAAGGAAGAGCAAGGCGAGGAUGAGAAGGACGCGAAGAAGGCAGCUGGCGCAUCGGGGUAGCCGGUUUGAGGAGCCAACCCACCCACAUUUCAUGGGCGGUUGAAUUUACCACAUACCGAUGCAGGAUAGAGUAGGAUGCAGCCUGGAAUUUGCAGGUGCAAAGUUAUAUAGUUAGGUUGCAUGGAUUUUGCAUGACAACACAUAGAUCUUGGUUUCUGAGUUUUUGUAGCUGUAAUAAUGCUACUACACCCUGCCACCUGGCGUGUAUUCUCCUGAAGGCAAUCUAUUGCAAGAUUGCCAGGGGCAUCUUGUAUUGUAUAAUCUUUAUGUGUUACAGACAUACUGAACACACGUUGCAACUGUCAA
This is a messenger RNA of Lolium rigidum, 1629 nucleotides long. Its product is annotated as chaperone protein dnaJ GFA2, mitochondrial-like. The transcript is spliced from 17 exons. NCBI's taxonomy places the organism in Eukaryota, Viridiplantae, Streptophyta, Magnoliopsida, Poales, Poaceae. Bases 1 to 1323 code for a protein of 440 amino acids. Gene Ontology annotation, biological process: protein refolding; response to heat. The record is from RefSeq and is a predicted model, not a curated record. Gene Ontology annotation, cellular component: cytoplasm. Gene Ontology annotation, molecular function: ATP binding; heat shock protein binding.